Syngnathoides biaculeatus (alligator pipefish) is the source of this 1745-nucleotide messenger RNA. RefSeq names its product SET domain containing 9 (gene setd9). Lineage: Eukaryota; Metazoa; Chordata; Actinopteri; Syngnathiformes; Syngnathidae. The coding region runs from base 132 to 956 and encodes 274 amino acids. Gene Ontology annotation, molecular function: protein binding. The transcript has a single exon. The record is from RefSeq and is a predicted model, not a curated record.
AACCGAAUAAUGAAUAACCAAGCGUAAGGGUACUUUUAUUUUUGUGAAGCACCGGUGUCGGAAGUCAUUAAGUUGUUGUUGCACAGGAUGUAUUUAAGUCCUCUUGUUUGUAACUUGUACGAAGACCGUGAAUGUUUAGAAAAGUACUGGAGAGAUUUCGGCUCACCUGGAAGUCGUACCGACACCGUUUUUUGCCCUGGAUUGUACUUAACAUCUCUAAAAAUGAGAAAACGCUGCGCCAAGUCAAAGGGCGCCGCGAGGACAAGUUGGUCCCGGACGAGGAGGUGUCACGGAGUCUUCUGCACCUCUUCCGAGUUCUGGACAGGGCGAAUGGCGGUGUGGAGCUCGGGCAUUUCCACGGCCAGGUAGAAAGUGCCAAGGGGCGCUGUGGACGUGAUGCCAUGUUCCAGUCACUUGGCUUCUGUAUCGAUCGGAAGCCCAGCACGCUUCCUUCUGCGGGAACUGGAGUGUUCGUCACCAGGGGCUCAGUACCCAGAGGAGCAACAGUUGCCAUGUAUCCUGGCACCAUCUACCAACCUUAUGAGCCGAUUCUGCUCCAAUCCAUCAGAAACCCUUUUGUCUUUCGGUGCAUCGAUGGCGUCUUGGUUGAUGGAAACGACAGAGGCAUCUCCAAGAUGGUGUACAAGUCAUGCAGUGGCAGGGACCGAAUGGGCCCUUUGGAGACAAGCGAUACCAGCUGGCUGACUGGCACGCCCCAGAACCCGCUGGCAAUGGGUCAGUAUGUGAACAACUGCUCCAACGAGAGGCCCGCCAACGUGUGCUACCAGGAGUACGACGUUCCUGACACGAUUCCCGUCCAGCUCCGCCGAUACCUUCCCAACGUCAACUACAGUCCUUACUCGCAAAGACCUCUUCGCUGUGUGGUCCUCGUAUCACUCAUUGACAUCACGGCAGGAGAGGAGCUAUUUGCCAACUACUACACUAUUGUACACUAAAGUCAAGAUACAGUAUGGAACUGAAAAAUAAAUGAUGACUGCACAGCUCUUUGCGUGAUUAUGACUAAACUCAGCUAUAAUGGCACGUCUAUGCUAGUGUUGCGAUAAUACUGUUGGAUACAGAAGUGUUCUCCCUGAUUACAUGGAUAUUAGAUGAAUUGAAAACUUUAGAAAUUGUCCGUUGCCAUCCUAAGGACGCACUGUCAGAUUGUGCUUCUGAUCCAGAUAUAUGAGCUCACGCUUCAGCUUAACUUCAUUCAGGGGUAGGAGGCGUGAACUGGUUCUCAGACAAUCGCAGGGCACAUCCAGACAAACAACAGCUGCACUCACAAUCACAACUAGGGGCAAUUUAGAGUGUCCAGUUAAUGUUGCGUGGUUUUGGAAUGUGGGAGGAAACCCACGCAGGCACGGGGAGAACGUGCAAACUCCACACAGGCAGGGCCAGGAUCGAACCCAGGUCCUCAGAACUGUGACGUCAACGCUUUACCAGCUGAGCCACUUUUCCGCUUUCAAUUUAAUUCAUCCUAUUAUUUCGUUUAAAAAAAAAAAAACUAGAUUGAAGAUAUGUUUCGUCGGCAAGUAUCUCUCAACCAGUUGACAUGAUGGAAAAUGUUAUCAUAUUGGGGUCAGAAAUCAAGGUAGAUGUGGUAGAAUCCAGAUGUGAUUCAAGUGUAGACUUUAGGCCUUUGAAAUAAACUGCAGAAUCGUCAGAUAGUGCAGCAAAUAUUGUUGUCAUUCACAUUUUUUAAGUAAAUCUCACGUGAAUCAUCUCAAAGUAGUUUUGUACAU